Molecule: messenger RNA, 2607 nt
Organism: Pimephales promelas (fathead minnow)
Lineage: Eukaryota; Metazoa; Chordata; Actinopteri; Cypriniformes; Leuciscidae
Gene: nkapd1
Product: NKAP domain containing 1
Source: RefSeq, a predicted model, not a curated record
GUGCAGGAAGUUCUACUUGUUUUUGAUGCCACGUUCACGUCGCUCACUACAAUUCAAAUUCAUUUAUUAAUAGAAAGGUUUGACAUCAUGUCGAAGGUGUCUAUGGGUAAAGUGCUGCUCCGAAAUGUCAUCAGACACACAGAUGCCCAUAACAAGAUUCAAGAGGAGUCUGAGAUGUGGAAAUUGAGGGAUCUUGAACGACAAGCCACCUCCACUCAUUUCCCAAAGCACAGGGGCCGCAUGCACUGUGACCGCAAUUUGGACGACUCGGAGGGGUCCAUGCGAGACCGGCUUGGAGACAGGAAAGAUGUGAUGUCCGAGAGAGAUGAGAGGAAGGCACAAUACUGGACGCGAAAACUAUAUGAGUUUGAAGCUAAUGAUCCUGACAGGUGGGGCCACAGUGGCUUUAAGGAGCUUUAUCCUGAGGAAUUUAAUUCUGAUGGAAAAAAGGCCUGCAGUGAUAGUAAACACAGAAGGAAAAAACACAAGAACAAACUACACGAUGUUAUAGAGAAAUCUUCCAAGAAGUCAUCUAAGAAGAAGAAAAAGAAAAAAGAGAAAAAGAGUAGGAGAACUGUGGCCUCGGGCUCUGAGAUCUGCAGUGAUGCGGAGGACACCGCGAGGAGGAAACAGAGGAGGAAGGGGGGUAAAAGCAAGCGUAGGAAAAAGGAACACAAAGACAGAACAGAAGACAGCAGCACAGAUGACAGCCGUUCAAACAUCAGGGCGAGAACAAGACGGAAGAGAGACUGCUCUGAAAUAGACACACUGGCCGAGCCUCAGCGGAAAAAGCGGAAAAACUGGAAAGUGGCGAACGAGGAGAGAUCAGAGGAGAGCUCUGAUGCUUGACUUUUCAGUCUACCUGGCUGAACAAUUAGGCUUACUGUAGACACAUUUUUGUAAUCGUGCAUCUCAUUCAUAUUUAGGAGACUUUGAUCAUGGGUCUGGAGAUCAUGGGUCUGGUGCUUUAUACCUCUCCAAACAGACACUUGAUGGCUUUUUCACCAUUUUUGCAUUCUUGCGAAUUUGUCAAAUUUUAUAAGGUUAUAUUUUCGGAACAUCUUUGGAUGUUUUUAUUUCUUGUGGGACUGAACGAUUUUUAUUGACCAAGAAAAAACUCAGGUAUUUUUCUGCCAUAUGUGAAAUUGAAUUAAGUGAAAACAUAUUUUUUAAUAUACUUAUAUUUUAUCAUACCUUCUUGUAUUUUAUCAUACCUUAUUCUUGAACCUAACAGUUACAACAAUCAAUUUUUUGUUAUUGCUGCCAAACAGCAUUUGUGUGUUAAGUGCAAAGUUGCCCAGAAGGUGGCACUUUUGCACUAUCAAUCAGAAGACAAUCUCAAAGCUUAUAGCAAGCCGUUUUAACAUUUAAUCCUUAAUAUGUUCUAGUAUCUGUUUUAGGUUCUAGUACCUUUUUAAAAGAUACUGGUACUUAUUCAUUAGAUACUAGUUCUUAUUCAUUAGAUAGGCUACUCGUGCCUAUUAAAUUGGUACUAGUACUUAUUAGAGACUUGUAUUAUUCAUUUGAUACUACUUAUUUUGAUAGUUAUUAUUACUAUUCUGUUGUGACUAAUAACACAUUUCAAAUGUUUGCCAUUGACUUAUAUAGGAAUCUGUCAUUAAGAAAUCAACGAUUCAGUUUUGAUUAGUAUGUAUUCUAAUUAUGACUAACGACAUUUACAAUCGUUAGAUACUAGUAAUGAAUAAUCAACUGAAGAGUAGGCAUUAAUACCUAUAAGCACUAGGCCUACCUAAAGGAAUACUCGUAGCCCAUCUAAAAAGCAAGUAAGAUAUGGAAAUAGAGUUUAUUACGUAUUAAGGAUUAAAUGUCAAAACGGCUUGCCAUACAAAGCGAGGCUGCUUGAUUGUCUUUUAACGACUUGUUUUGUGCAUUCGCUUGUAAACACCUACAGUAAAUGGAAUUUCACUAUUGUUUACUUCCGGCAUUUACGGAUAAUGCCUACUUCCCCUUGCGUGUUUGCACUUACUGAUUAAUUUGCUCUAAACUGCCAAAGGUCAAGCAUUCGUAUCGUAAAUGAAAUUACAUCAUUAGUUGUCUUUGAAACCAACCGUUAUUUUAACCAGUUGGCUAGUUAGUAGAAUUCACUUGUUGUGUCAUUGUUUACCGUUAUUUAGUCCACGUGCGUAACUUGUUAGAGAGGUGUGUGUGGGUGCUUUUUUAUGUAUAUUAUGUAUGGGUUGAGUCAGUGACCGCUCAUUAUUCUGAUCACCGCCUGCUUUCUUCCUUUGUAAACACGGAGCAGUAGACGUAAAGAACAUUGCGUCUCUCUGACAAUGAACAGCGCCCUUUCCUAUCAGCCUGGCUGCUGGCACGACGACUCAAAACAAAAUGACCAAACGCUUCCAAGCUUCAUAAUUCAAAAUAAUUGUGGCUAGCUUUCUUCAGCCGAGAUUAAGCUGUUCCGUGUCUUUUUAGUGUAAACUAUCACUAACACGCAGCUCAGGGGAACACGCUGUUCUGAAUUUCGCCCUUUUGAUUUUUUCCCGAUUUUAUUGCAAUGUGUGUGUUUUUUUUUUUAAUGCCCUUUGACAUUAAAUCAGAAAAUCAGAUAUUAGGAUGGUAAUAAAAGAAAAACAGACUAAUCAA